Aureococcus anophagefferens is the source of this 1758-nucleotide messenger RNA. RefSeq lists its product as hypothetical. The transcript has a single exon. The record is from RefSeq and is a predicted model, not a curated record. Lineage: Eukaryota; Pelagophyceae; Pelagomonadales; Pelagomonadaceae. Bases 1 to 1758 code for a protein of 585 amino acids. Gene Ontology annotation, molecular function: cysteine-type exopeptidase activity; dipeptidase activity. Gene Ontology annotation, biological process: proteolysis.
AUGGCCGCCUCUCGCCACAUUCCGAUGGGCAGCCUCGCCCUCUUCGCACUCCUACGAGCCACACAUGCCUGCACGACCAUCGUCGCCAAGCUCGGCGGCACGACGUUCACGACGCACACGGCGGACUGCCCGGACUGCGAUUUUCGGCUGGCGAAGAUCAAGCGCCGCGUGCUGCCCAGCAGCGGCACGGAGGAGGUCAUGAUGUACCGGCGCCAGUACCCGCGGGAGGUCAGCGCGCGCGCGAAGACCUGGGACGUGGCCCAGUUGCGCGGUCCCACGGCGGCGCACGUCGCGUUCUGGUCCUCGGACGACUUCCAAAGAGCGCAGCGCGCGGGAAACGUAGCGGUGGAGGACAUCGACGCCAUCGCGGAGGAGGUCGGCGGCCUCGUCGGCGGCGCCACGAGCCUGAGCUACUACGAGGCGCUCUUCGCCAUCGCCAACGAGGCCGGCGUCACCGUCGGCGAGAGCACGUGCUACGCGGCGCUGUCCGCGGCGCCCGCGGAUCCGGCGCGCGACGCGGCCGCGGGCUUUACGGGCGCGAUCUACGACAUCGCGGCGCUGAGCCGCGUGGCGCUGGAGCGCUGCGCGACGGCGCGCUGCGCCGUGCGGCUCAUGGGGCUGCUCGCGGAGGCGGGCGGCUACUACGCGGCGGGCAUGGCGGGCUCCGAGGGCGGCGAGGGCCUGUCCGUGGCCGACGGCGACGAGGGCUGGAUGUUCCACAUCUUGCCGGCGAACACGACGGACGGGAAGCGCGCGAGCGCCGUCUGGGCCGCGAUGCGCGUGCGGGACGGCGAGGCCGUCGUCUGCGCGAACGCGUUCGUCAUCCGCGGCGUGCCCGCGGCCGACGGGUUCGGCGCCGACGGACGAGACUACCUCGUGUCGACCAACAUGGUCGACGCGGCGACGCACCACGAUUUACACAUCACGUACACGUCCGACGGCGAGCUCGACUUUUACGCGACGUACGGCGGCGGGUCCGACCCCUACAACCUGAAGCGCCAGUGGCGCAUCUACGACCGCCUCGCGCCGUCGCUCGAGCUUCAGCCCGACGACGCCGUCAUGGCGGCGCUCCACGACCGCGCGCGGCGGGAGCGCGUGCCCUUUGCGAAGACGGACGCGGAGCUCGGCGACACGGGCGAGUUCCCCGCGGGCGUCUGGCCCGACCUGCCCAAGGCCUACCGGGACCGCGUCCAGGGCGCCUACUAUCCGGUCGCCGUGGCCAUCGAGACCGUGGCGACGCCGACGGACGCCGAAACGUUGAUCGACGCGGCGAACGUCGUCGCGUCGCUCAUGCGCGAGAUCUACGCGGGGACGAAAUUCGACGCGUCGCUCGACCUCCGGGGCGGCGCCUUCGGCGACCCCGAGGAGCUGCCCGGCGCGCCGCGGCGCGUGUCCAUCCAGCGCACGUCCUUCUGGCACGUCGGCCAGUCGUCGCUGCUCCUCGACCGCCGCCGGUCGACGGUGCUCCGCUACGGCCAGUACUCGCCCCACGUCGGGCCCUUCGUGCCGCUCCUCGUCGCCGGCGACGCGGAGCCGCCCGUGGAAUUGACGUCGGGCAGCCUCUUCGAGGCGCCGGCGGCCUUUGGGGACGCCGCGGGCGCGCCGCGGUCCCUCUUCUGGGCCGCGGCGCUCUUGGGCGGCUGGAGCCGCCAGUUCUUCCGCGUCGCGCAGCCCGAGGUCGCCGCGCGGCGCGACGCCGUCGAGGCGGCGAACAGCGUCGAGCGACGGGAGUGUUUUUUUUGCGUGAAUUUCGCCUGA